This is a messenger RNA of Thelazia callipaeda (thelaziosis nematode), 2886 nucleotides long. The record is from the annotation of a GenBank genome assembly. Lineage: Eukaryota; Metazoa; Nematoda; Chromadorea; Rhabditida; Thelaziidae.
AUGGCUAAUAGUAUCAGCGAUUAUCCAUUGUGCAGUAGUCAGUAUCCUUCUGGCAAUGUGGAUGAAUUUCAUCCAUUCGUGGAAGCACUGCUACCAUUCGUUAAAGAAUUCAGUUAUGUUUGGUUCAAUUUGCAAGCUGCAAAAAGACGUUAUAUGAAAAGAAAUGAAAAAAGAAUGACCGUAAGUGAAGAGAAAAGUUGCAAGGAUGCCUUGAUGAAUGAACGAGUAGAAAUCAAGCAAAAGUGGGCUGGACGAUUACUUGGAAAGUUGAGGAAGGAUAUACAACCUCACUGUCGAGAAGAUUUCGUUCUUUGUGUAACAGGACAGAGACCAGCUGUUUGCAUUCUCUCGAAUCCAGACCAGAAAGGUAAAAUGCGACGCAUCGAUUGCCUGCGACAAGCCGAUAAAGUAUGGCGUCUGGAUUUGGUGAUGGUCAUUUUAUUCAAGGGUAUUCCCUUAGAAAGUACAGAUGGUGAACGUUUAGAAAAAUGUUCUGAAUGUGCGUACCCAACUUUAUGUGUUAAUCCAUAUCAUAUUAGUAUUGCUGUACGAGAAUUAGAUCUAUUCUUGGCGAAUUUUAUCCACACAACAAAUCCGGACGCAGCAGACGAAGAAGACGAGGAAAAAGAUCCGGAAAAAUUACCUACCCAUGAAGGUAUUUGGGGUACAGGAGUGUUUACUGCAUAUGAAUUGAAAACUUUGACGAGACCUUCAGUUAUAAGAUUGGUUGAAGGCGAAGCUCGUAUCCCACCAGGAAUCAUUCCACAGAAAGAAGAACCGUACAACGAGUUAGAAUGGCACUCAUCUUGCAGUCCGCCACCUCCAUCAUCAAGACACCACAUUGAUGCUGAAUCUGUCCCCAUUUCUGAUGCAGAAUAUAGGAUAUCUGAGACACAUGAUGACAUUGAAGACACCGAUGCCAGGAUAGGCGCCAGUGAAUUGGGUAGCACAAAUGGAACAGCACAAGUGGGACCAAUGGUAACAGUUGCGGAUGCAGUAGAUGUACAGUUGACUUUUCCACAUUUUGAACAUUCAGAUCUUGGCAAUGAUACUGGUGAAACGACAAAAAAGCGUAGUCGGCAUGCUUCACAUGAUAGUGUGGGCAGUGUUAACGAAGAAAUACAUCAAUUAAUUGGUAGGCGUACGAUAAGUCAUCCAAUAUAUAUCAAUAUGAAAAAGAAUGGAGAUAGCAGUGGACGUGAUCGGAGGCAAAAACUCAUAUGGUCACCCUACUCAGUUUCGACAUCAAAUGAAGGACAUUUGCGUUUAGUAAGGAACAGUGCUUUGAGUGCAAGCAACAAGAAUAGUGCUGGAAGAAUGAUCAUACAUCUUCCACUUAGACAUUCUAAUGAGGUACAUGAGGACAGAUAUCAUGAAGCAAUCGAAAGGAUUGGUAUCAAUGAGGUAAUCGUGGAGCACAGUACUGUUGGACGAGAGACUGGAUCGACUUGUGAUGAUUUGCUUGUUCCGGUAUGUGCGGCUGAUCAGCAGAAUCGAUUAUCUGAAGGCUUUCAUGUGUAUCAUUCCGAUCAUCAAAGAACACAGUUUUUGAAUAGUACGGUGUCCACUGUUACACAGCAUCGCCCUGUGACUGCUUUCACUCGUCUUACUCGUAACUCCAAAGUAGGGAACUCGUCUACUGCUGCGCAAAAUAUUGGUCAGGUCAUUACGUUGAGAAAACGUCACUAUUCCCCGAAGUUAGUGAAUGAAGAGACUAGGACAGCAAUAAACAACGAAACCAAAGAUAACACCGUUGAGCAUCAUGAAGAACAUUUAACAUCUCAAAAUUGUAUGGAUAUGCUCUUGCAAAGCUCGUCAAGCGUAAAUAUUGUUGAAAUGCAACAGUCAAGCCCUACAAAGUUUACAACAUCCAGUGGUGAUGUGAUUAGUUUCAGUACCGUGUUGCACAGCAUUGAAAGUAUUGAUUCAAUAAAACGUAACAUAAGUGGUCUGGAUGUGUCCCUGUCAGGCUUAUCUUCACGAACUUUGCUCAUGGACGAGAGACGCAUAUUAGAACAUGAUGUAGCCAGCGUUGCUGAGGUAGAAGCAAGAAUUGCAAAGAAAGUUGCAUUACUAGAUCAACCAGUGCGAGAAUUUACUACCAAACCUGGAAAUCCUCAGCUUUUGAUCACUCCUCGACCUGUGGUAGCACAUCGUCCAACUUUCAUGUCUAAUAUCGACGAAGCAAAUAACAACGCAGCGGCUGCUGCGGCUCGUGAUGCGAAGAUUAGUCAUAUUGUAUCACGACAACAACAGUUGUUUGACAGUGCAUGCAGCUCAGCAAUAGGUUCACCAGUUCCGUUUACGCUGAAUAGCCCAUUAACUACUCCUCGAAGCACACCGGUGCCUGCUUCUAGUUCAGUUCUUGGUACACCAGUUCCUGGAACACGAAUUCCAUCUAGAGGGCCAUUGAACGAAGAGGAUUAUUCCAGCAUUGUUCAAAACGUUAUCUCUGUCUCCGGUGGUUCAUCCGCUCCUACUGACCAAGCUUUGCUAAAAGAAGUUUCGAAUCAAUUCUUGAAUUAUUUCAAUGAGAACAGUCGAUCACCACAUAAUGGCACUUUUGUUUUACAAAGUUCUUCUGAUGCACGAUCUGAUUCAUCGGCGUCAAACAUAUCAGUACCUGGCAUUAUAUCGCUUUCAACACCUCCAACAAAUGCGUUGAUCACAUCUCAGACGCCAACUGCAACAUCACCAAUUGCUGAUUCAUCAGCCAGCUCUGAACAGCUCUCAGCGCGUGCUUUGUCGGAUUCAGCUUCCAGUGACUCACGUCAAACAGAAAGCAGGGUAGUGCCGUCGCCAUGUUUUCCAUCUAUUAAUUCUGCAGCAGCAUUAUCGUCCAGUUCUCAUAAUUUAAGCAGUCCAUCAGAAUUUAUGAGAAGCUGA